GCUGCUGCUCGUCGGCGCCAUCGGCGCCUUCUACUUCUGGCAGGGCAGCGACCAGCACGUUUAUAAUGUCCAUUAUACUAUGAGUAUUAAUGGAAAAGUACAAGAAGGAUCAAUGGAAAUAGAUACUGGAAACAACCUAGAGACCUUUAAAACUGGAAGUGGAAGUGAAGAGGCUGUAGAAGUGCAUGAUUUCCAGAUUGGCAUAACCGGAAUCCGUUUUGCUGGAGGAGAGAAAUGCUACAUUAAAGCACAAGCUAAAGCUCGUGUUCCUGAAGUGGAUACUAUGACUAAAGACAGCCUCUCAUUUGAGCUGGAAGACAAAAUCAUGCCAGUUAAAUUUGAUGAAAAUUCCCUUAUCUGGGUAGCUGUGGACCAGCCUGUAAAGGACAAAAGUUUCCUGAGCUCCAAGAUCCUAGAGCUGUGUGGAGAUCUUCCUAUUUUCUGGCUUCGACCAACAUACCCUAAAGAUAACCAAAGGGAGAAGAGAGAAAUUGAGAGAAAAAUACGUCAAGCAAAUUUUGACAUAAAUCAAAUUGAAGCCACUACAAAAGAAACAAGCACCAGGCCACCCACCAGGCAGCCACUGCAAGAGCCUGACCGCCAGUCUAAUGACACUGAGCCCAGUAGCCACGAAUCUGAUCAAAUACUUAAUCCAGAUAACCCGUAUUAUCAAUUUGAAGGUGAAGGAAUGGCUUUUGACCCAAUGCUGGACCAUCAAGGCAUAUGCUGUAGUGAAUGUAGACGAAGUUACACACAGUGCCAGAGAAUCUGUGAACCUCUCAUGGGCUUUUACCCUUGGCCUUAUAACUACCAAGGAUGCCGUACUGCCUGCCGAAUAAUUAUGCCUUGCAGAUGGUGGGUGGCCCGUAUCAUGGGUCUUGUGUGAGAUGGAGCAGUCAGAGCCUUGACCAAAAAAGCAGCAGCUUGAAAAACUGAUAAAAGACUACAGCCAAAGAAAGAAACAUUACCAAUCUUCAUUUUUAAAAACACUAAGUUUAUACUAAUGUACCAAAAUGAGGUCUGUUACUCCAUCUGUAAAUAAAUAAAACCUUAAAUUAAUAUUUGAUGAGCUUUACAAAUGCCAAGCCUAACUUGUAUUCUUCAAGUGAACUAUGUGCUAAAAGCUAUUGAAUGUGGAAUGCAAGAUGUCCCAAAACAGAUUAUACUAACUUUGCUUAUAAAUCAGUUUAGAAGCUUGCUUAUAAAUUCAAAUUUGGUAUUUCAUAACAAAUCUGUCUCUUGUGAAAUAGAUGUGAAAAUUUAUGUCCAAUUAGGUGACUAGCUAACCUUGUACAUUUGGGACUACCUUUCAACCAUGUCGCUUACUUAAAUAAAUCACCAGUUAAGUGGC
Messenger RNA from Gavialis gangeticus (Gharial), 1351 nucleotides. It is a transcript of the gene CNMD, whose product is annotated as chondromodulin. Gene Ontology annotation, biological process: negative regulation of angiogenesis; negative regulation of endothelial cell proliferation. NCBI's taxonomy places the organism in Eukaryota, Metazoa, Chordata, Crocodylia, Gavialidae. The coding region runs from base 80 to 886 and encodes 268 amino acids. The record is from RefSeq and is a predicted model, not a curated record. The transcript has 6 exons.